This is a messenger RNA of Ectocarpus sp. CCAP 1310/34, 1952 nucleotides long. The record is from the annotation of a GenBank genome assembly. Lineage: Eukaryota; Phaeophyceae; Ectocarpales; Ectocarpaceae.
AUGGGUAAUGGCAGCAGUACCGAGAUGAUACGACGUUGCGUGGGGCUGGAGAUCGCCCCACCAGUAGUUAAAUCGCUCGCCGGUGCGACACAACACGUUUUCGAGGCGGUAGAAGCGAGGACCAAGGCGAUGGAUCUUCCUCCUGGGCUAGACGCUGUACACGUGGCUCAGGCGCUCGGAGAAGGGCGUGGAAGCCAAGCCGAUCUAGUUGUAGCCAUCAUGGAAACCAAGGGAAAUGGACGAAUCGACGUCUACGAGAUGCUCGCCGUGUUGACGAUGUACGGGAAGAUUCCCGCUCGAUUGAAAGUGAAAAACCUUUUCGAUCUGUUCGACCUCGACGUCGACGGCAAGCUCAAUUCCUCCGAGGCGAUCGUCAUGCUCAGGUCACUGUUACACGGAAUAGCGAAAUCAACGGGUGGUGUGUUGCCAAACAUCUCUGAUAUCGAGGCUAUCUGGCAACACAUCGUACGACUUGGCUACACCGAUGAAGAAGAGCGGUUGCCGUUCGCGAGGUGGAUAACUUUCUGUUCCAAGACCCGCGAAGUUCAUGCUCUGGGGAAGUCCCUUGACUUUAGCAAAGGGGUUUGUCGGAAGUCUCUGACGUCGGGAACAAGGGCAACGCUUUCUGCGAUGGUCCUGGGAGAAGACGACGCCGUUAUGGCGGCUCAACGAGCCGCACUCACGAAGAAGCCCCAGGAGCGAGCAUCGGUAGCCGUAGAGAAGAAGAGAGCGGCGGCGGCAGCGAGGGAGGGCAGGAACAGGUUCGCGCGGUCCAGCAUUAUGAAGAUCAAGGAGGUGUUCGACAGCGUUGACAAGGACGGCAGCGGCUACGUCGACGAAGAAGAGUGGCGGCGACUGACCGAAGACACCCCGCUGGCUGCCUCGGAUGACACCUUCCUCUUCAUCGAACGGGAACGAGAGGGGAAAAUAUCGAUCGUGGAAGUUCUGUGUGAACUUCACCCAUUCGCUGGUGAUGCGGACCUGGCGAAGAUGCUGGAGUGGAUAAGCGAGGAGACUACACAACAGGGAGCGGCGAGAAAAGUGAACCGGGAGUUAGCCGUCGCCGAGCGUUUGGAGAUGGCGGAGCUCUUUAGUAUCUACGACACGGAAGGAAAUGGGGAGAUGCCACUGAGCGAAUUGGCCACGGCCAUGGGCGACAUAGUGGGCCUCACGAAAGAGGACGUGAUACCCAUGUUUUCGCAGUCGGGGAGAACGGAAGAGGAUUAUAUCACCGCAUCGGACUUCGCUGACACUCUGAUGGAGUUCGUGAACGCUGAUUCCAGCAUACAGUCCCUUAUUCACGCAAUCUGAGACAAAACACGCCCUGCGUACAUUUGUCGAACUACCGGCGGAAAGUCUGCAUGAAAAGUGGGUCGUCUGACCGGUUUUGGGGUCUCGCCUAGGGAGGGAUUGCUCGGAAGACUGCACUCAGCCAAGGUUAGGAACGAUACCACUAGGUACUUACUCAGUGAACGAAACUGAAACGAAAACAAAAGUUCCUUGCAGCCAUCAGUGGUAUACGGAAAUAGCUCACAAAGUUUUAGUGUGUUACAUUUCACGUACGAAUAUCUGGAAGGAGGCUGAUUCGCACGGUGAACUAUUGGGCAGGAAUGGUUGGCACGUAGAUUUCGUUUCCUUACGGCUAGUCGUUUCCCACCGCAACGCGCCCUGUUGACGUAUAAACGUUAUCAGUUGUCUGUCGAUCUUGUGCAUGCUGAUCAUCCUACUUGUGUGUAUCGCCCCUGGGAGCCAAUCGUUGGUGUCCACCAGCAUUGUACCAGUAUUGUGCUGGAAGCUCGUGGGCCAUCUGAGGAAAGGCAAUAAUGACCCUUUCUUCUCGGGCAUAGCCUCUCCUGUGGGCCACCUGGAAUCGUUGCUUUUAGCUCAGUCGCCUCAUGAAGCGGAUUGUUAUCUGAACUGUAUAUUUCGCGCUCUCACAUGCUCUUGAUAAA